Messenger RNA from Lactuca saligna, 774 nucleotides. NCBI's taxonomy places the organism in Eukaryota, Viridiplantae, Streptophyta, Magnoliopsida, Asterales, Asteraceae. The record is from the annotation of a GenBank genome assembly.
AUGAGUCAGGAACAACCAAGACGACCACAACCUGAAGAUCAAGAGCCCAUCAAAUAUGGCGACGUAUUCCAAGUCUCCGGCGAAAUAGCCAACAAGCCCAUCACCCCACAAGAUGCCGCAACCAUGCAAACCGCCGAGAACAUGGUUCUAGGUAAAAUCCAGAAAGGUGGACCUGCCGCCGUCAUGCAGUCAGCUGCUUCGGUGAAUGAGAGCCGCGGUGUCGUAAGCCAUUACGACGUAACUAGCGACACCGGAGAUCAAGGUGUCACUGUAUCCGAAGCUGUAGUCGCCGGUCAUCACAUCGUAACCGAGUCUGUCGGCGGAGAGGUGGUGGGACAAUACGUAGGAACCGGUACGGCGUCAUCUCCUCCUCCGCCUAUCUCCGUCGGUGACGAUCAGGUUACAAUUGGAGAAGCAUUGGAGGCUGCUGCCAUAUCUGCUGGAGAGAAACCGAUAGACCAGAGUGAUGCUGCAGCCGUACAAGCGGCGGAAGUCCGAGCAACCGGUCGUAUGCAGGUGGUACCGGGUGGCGUGGCAGCGAAAGCUCAGGCUGCGGCCUCUCAGAACGCCCGAACUAUGCGUGAUGAGGACAAGACAAAGCUUGGAGAUUUAUUGAUGGAUGCGAGUACAUUGCUGCCGAGAGACAAAGCAGUGACGAGGGAGGAUGCUGAGAAGGUGAUUGGGGCGGAGAUUAGGAACCAGCCGGAGUUGGCUACGUACCCUGGUGGGGUUAGUGCGUCGAUGGCGGCAGCGGCCAGGCUCAACCAGAAGUGA